UUUCAAAUAAUCCGGAAGGUCUCUCCUUGGCCUCUAGGUAUAACCUGGUUCCCGCGUGACAGAAUAUUACCGUCACAUCUUUUCAACUCCGGAUGAAAAAGACCAGAUCAACGAUUACAGGCUGGUCACUAUUUAACUCUGUGGAAGACUAUGUUUUGAAGACUCUAGAAUAUCAUCCGGGUGCAUAAAGUUAACCAUAUUUUUUUCUGUUUUUCUCUCCGAAUACGGAUAACAAAGAAGACACCAUUAGACCAUGGGCUGUGUUUACGACGAAUGAUUGAAACUCAUCUUUUCGAACUGCAACCGAAGCGAGAGGGGAGUUGCCUACAUUUAUGGAUGGUCUUGACAGCGCAGAUUGGAACUCUACGACUGAUUGAAUAACAACUGACUUUUUAUUUCAGGAUUCUAACUUCCGUUCUCUCUGAGAUUGUAGUUUCUUGUGAGAGUGUAGCGUCAUGUCUUUGAGAUAGACAUUGCUAUGUAUCUGGAGUGGAAAAUACCUCGUGGAAGGUGUACAGCGGGCUACAGACUGGGAGGACUCGACAUCGGCAACUGAUAGGCUACUUGAGUUUCUAACAAAAACUACACACGAACUACAGAAAAUCCCAGAGCGUAAUGCACUUGGCAUGAAGACAGAGAAUGGAUAUUAUUUGGGAACUAUUUAUUAUUCUUCACGCCAAUUUCAUCAUUUGCAUAUCAGCUCAGCCAAAUGCACCUAAAAUACAUGAGGGAUGGUGGGCGUACAAAGAGGUUGUUCAGGGGAGCUUUGUACCAGUGCCGUCUUUCUGGGGGCUAGUGAACUCAGCGUGGAACCUGUGCUCCGUGGGGAAGAGGCAGUCUCCUAUCAACAUCGAGACCAGCCACAUGAUCUUUGACCCCUUCCUCACGCCCAUCCGGCUCAACACAGGAGGACGCAAGAAUAUCUGCCACAGAGAAGAAGGAAACGCUGAUGGACCAUGUCAGGUAGGUGGGACUAUGUACAACACAGGUCGCCAUGUCUCUCUGCGAAUGGACAAGGAGCACCUGGUGAAUAUUUCUGGUGGACCAAUGACGUAUAGCCAUCGCCUGGAGGAGAUCCGGCUGCACUUUGGCAGCGAGGAUGGUCAGGGCUCUGAACACCUGCUCAACGGACAGGCCUUCUCGGGAGAGGUUCAACUUAUACACUACAACCAUGAGCUGUAUACAAACUACACAGAGGCAGCCAAGAGCCCUAACGGACUGGUCAUAGUGUCUAUAUUUAUGAAGAUUGCAGAGACUUCAAAUGCAUUCCUCAAUCGAAUGUUGAACAGAGACACCAUCACAAGAAUAACAUAUAAAAAUGAUGCUUAUCUGCUGACAGGCCUGAACAUCGAGGAGAUUUACCCAGAAACCUCUAGUUUUAUCACGUACGAUGGAUCCAUGACCAUCCCACCGUGCUUUGAGACAGCCACCUGGAUCCUCAUGAACAAGCCGGUGUACAUCACAAGGAUGCAGAUGCACUCUUUGCGGCUGCUGAGUCAGAACCAGCCAUCUCAGAUCUUCCUUAGUAUGAGUGACAACAUUCGCCCUGUUCAACCACUGAACAAUCGCUGCCUCCGGACCAACAUCAACUUCAGCAUGCAAGGCAGAGACUGUCCCAACAACAGGGCCCAGAAGCUCCAGUACCGAGCCAAUUUAUCUGGGCAACUGCUGCACAAAAUGAAUUUUACCCCUGAAGCAUAAAUACAGUGAGGGCAAGAGUGAAUGAGUGGCUGCUAAAGUAGUUUCCCUUGGACAAGUACAGAAAUAAGUCAGAGACAGACAACAAGCAAGAGAGGGGUGGAGGGAAAGAGGAACAAGCAAAAGAAGAAAACAACAUGGAACAUGGACCAAGGCUGUAUUUCAUCUAAGAUUAUUUCAUGGCAUUGUAAAAAGAGAAAAAAGAAACAGAAUAUUCCUAAGUAAAAGACUGCGUUGCUUUGCAAAAAGACUACUACUUUUCAUAUGUACAUUGAGAACUACUGGAUUUCUAACAUGCUAAUAAGUCCAAUACAAAUAUAUCUAUUAUGAAAUUCUUUUUUUUUUAUACUGAUUACUUUUUGGGACAUAAAAAAGGUUAAAAAAAAUGUACAAAACACGGAAGCAUUUAUUUCGUAAAGCCUCUUCUCCACACAGACUUCACACAAAGGGGCUGAUGGGACUUUUUAGCCUUUGUAUAUAGAGACAACUUUGCUGCCAAUGGGAUCUUAAGGACUUAUAAGACAUUUUCCCUUAGUGGUGCAGGCAGAAUUGGUCUGCAAGGCUCAUAGCUGCAUUCUGUCACCACUGUCACCUACAAGGCAUGCCAACUGCAAAAACCCAAGAGAGCAAGACCUUACAGCCUUGCCUGGUAACAGUAGGUCACUGGACAAAGGAAAAUUGGGAAAGGAGCUUCUGUCUUUAUGAUGAACCGAUAAGUGUCUUGGGCUUUGGUGUACAUAGUAUAAUUAUCAGUACUGCUGAAAAACUGAAUAUGUAAAGAAAAAUACAAAUAAACAUUUAAAAAGAUAUAGUAACUGGAUAAAAGAAUAUGACAAAAAUAUGAGUAUUUUAAACGCUUGGCACAUUGAAUUCUGGAAGAACAUCUGAGUUGAAGCCUUUUCUUUCUAUGUUAUUGUUUACAAUGGUAAUACACUGUGUUUGAGUAACGUUAUCAGCCCAAUAAAUGUGUCUGGAAAGUUCAUUUUGGAAAA
This is a messenger RNA of Esox lucius (northern pike), 2690 nucleotides long. It is a transcript of the gene ca10a, whose product is annotated as carbonic anhydrase Xa. NCBI's taxonomy places the organism in Eukaryota, Metazoa, Chordata, Actinopteri, Esociformes, Esocidae. The record is from RefSeq and is a predicted model, not a curated record. The transcript is spliced from 12 exons. Gene Ontology annotation, molecular function: zinc ion binding; carbonate dehydratase activity. The coding region runs from base 640 to 1701 and encodes 353 amino acids.